UUUUUGUGAUGUCACCAUGUGGACUUUAAGGUUAAUGAUUACCAAAAAAGGAUCAGCGGAAGUUUUCUUGAGUGUUCGAGUUUUCAUGACACAGAACACCGUUGUGCUUAGGUGAAAAUACUCAGCGAAGUGAGACCUUCAUAUUUGAAAAGAUCGCCAUAAUGUCUGAAGAGAGCAACAAGCUGCCAAUGGACCCCAUCUCUGCAGUUGGAGUACUUAGUUCUCUCAACAAAGUCCCUGAUGGCUACUAUGUUGUUGCAAAAACAACAGAUGGCUCCGACGCCGACCUGUGGAAGGACGGCUUAUUCAAAUCCAAGGUCACUCGCUACCUUUGCUUCUCCAGGAAAACUGAGCCUGAGGUCGUUGUGGAUAUGAAGCUGAUCGACUUCAAGGACCCGCUGCCAGAGUCCUUCACACCGGUGCAAGAAACAUUAGACAAAAAGGAAGCUGCCAUGAGGAAGAGGAGGCUGUGUGUGAAAAUGAGCGCUUGUGAGGCUGCCGAGACAGCUGUAUGUGACAUCCAGCUCACCGCCAAAUCCAAGUACCAGCUUGUUAACUACACCUGUGUGGGAGACAUAAACAAUAUGGGACUAUGGUAUCGCAUGGGGGACGUUCCUCAGCGUACGUCAUCUCAGAAAACGAAGAGUGCUCCUAAAAUUGACACCCCACACAGCACUACAAGCAGGAUUGCCACCAGCAGACAACAUGAGCAGCAGAAUGCUGGCAUUUACACUAUGACAGCUCUCGAAGAUGUGCCCUUUGUGGUGUCAGAGAAGUUUCAUAAAAAACCUCAGGAGAUGCAGCAAGUCAAUUUAAUGGGCAUUACGAUCAAAUCCCUGGCAGAGAUCGAGGAGGAAUUUCACUACAACUUCGGCACAGAGCGGAGUAUUGUGUCUUAACUUCCAAUCAAGCCACAGAAGCCACUGUAACCAGAAAGGACAAAGAAAAGAAAGGAAACAAAAAU
Molecule: messenger RNA, 964 nt
Organism: Cyprinodon tularosa
Lineage: Eukaryota; Metazoa; Chordata; Actinopteri; Cyprinodontiformes; Cyprinodontidae
Gene: mvb12bb
Product: multivesicular body subunit 12Bb
Exons: 10
Coding region: 162-899 (245 amino acids)
Biological process (GO): virus maturation; regulation of epidermal growth factor receptor signaling pathway; viral budding
Cellular component (GO): late endosome; ESCRT I complex
Source: RefSeq, a predicted model, not a curated record